Messenger RNA from Neoarius graeffei (lesser salmon catfish), 1524 nucleotides. RefSeq names its product SRSF protein kinase 3. The coding region runs from base 15 to 1163 and encodes 382 amino acids. The transcript is spliced from 12 exons. Gene Ontology annotation, molecular function: ATP binding; protein kinase activity. Gene Ontology annotation, biological process: protein phosphorylation; spliceosomal complex assembly; regulation of mRNA processing. The record is from RefSeq and is a predicted model, not a curated record. Lineage: Eukaryota; Metazoa; Chordata; Actinopteri; Siluriformes; Ariidae.
CCAAAACCACCAUCAUGCAGACCAGCAGCAGCCAGUGCUUUCACAUAUCCAAUAAAAAGUCUCAUAUUAAAAGAGCGCCGUACUUUGAUGAAGGAAAUGAUGAUAACACAGAAGAGGAGGAGGAUCCAAGAGAAUAUUGUGAUGGAGGCUACCACCCUGUACGAGUGGGCGAUAUUUUUAACAAGAGGUAUAAGGUUCUGUCCAAGCUGGGUUGGGGCUACUUCGCUACUCUGUGGCUUUGUGUGGAUCUCAGGUCUGGAAGGCAUGUAGCAGUGAAGGUCCUGAAGAGUGGAUCUGGCUUCACGCAGGCUGGCCAAGAUGAGCUGUCACUACUGCGCUGUGCCAGCAGUCCCUCAGUCUGCCACCCACUGAGAGGACGCAUCGUACAGUUGCUGGAUGAGUUCAAAAUAGCUGGUGUUAAUGGCAUCCAUGUGUGUCUGGUACUGGAGUUACUGGGUCCAGAUCUGCGCUGCUGGCAGGUGUGUUUUGGGAAACCUGGCCUCUCGCUCAUGUGUGUCAAAAGAAUAAUCACUCAGGUUCUUGAGGGUCUUGAUUAUCUGCACACACACUGUAAGAUCAUCCACGCAGACAUCAAGCCUGAGAACAUUCUGCUCUGUCUGGGGCAGCAGCCUCUGGCACACACAACACACAUAAAUCCUGAAAACAUUUCAGUGAAAAUCACAGACCUGGGCAGCUCCUGCUGGGUGUACAAGCACUUCUGCGACAAGAUCCAGACCCAGCAGUAUCGUGCUCUAGAAGUUCUGCUGGGUUCUGAUUACGGGCCUCCUGCUGAUAUCUGGAGUGUAGCCUGCAUGGCUUUUGAGCUUGCCACUGGUGACUUUUUAUUUGAGCCCAAAACUGGGAAGAAUUUCUCUUUGGAAGAAGACCAUCUAGCACAUAUCAUUGAGCUCCUGGGAAAGAUCCCCACGUCAUUGUCUAUGUCUGGGAAAUAUUCAUCAAAGUACUUCAACAGCAGUGGAGACCUGCAGAGAAUCCCUACCCUUCGUCCCUGGGGGCUGUAUGAAGUCCUGAUAGAGAAAUAUCGCUUCCUUCUUCAAGAUGCAACUCUCUUCUCUGACCUUCUGCUCCGAAUGCUGGACUUCCUGCCAGAGCGGAGAGGGACAGCAGCUCAGUGUCUCAAACACCCAUGGCUGAAAUUGUGACCUUACAUUCCCUUCUGACCUUGAAAACACUUAAAAUCUGAAAGGUCAAAUAUCUUAAUGUUUGACUGGAUCUGUUUUUGGCACUAUAAGGUUCUGUGCUUAAAAUUCCUUCACUUAAAAAUCUUCAUUGUAUUAGGACUAUUUACACAAUGAAGUAUUCCAGCUCAGGGAACAAGGACGAUGAAAACAAAGGUCAGAAUAUCAACCAGAAUAGAAGGCUUAUAGAAAUUACAGCUCUUUUCUUACACAGUCAAGGAUAAAUGACCAUAAAUAAUAUUGUGUUUAAUAAUAUGCUGAAAACCUCUCUCAAUUAAUGAGUGUCUAAACGUGAAGUGAUGUAGUAUGUGGCAUAAUUUUUGCA